Molecule: messenger RNA, 2499 nt
Organism: Venturia canescens
Lineage: Eukaryota; Metazoa; Arthropoda; Insecta; Hymenoptera; Ichneumonidae
Product: BUD13 homolog
Exons: 6
Coding region: 329-2371 (680 amino acids)
Biological process (GO): mRNA splicing, via spliceosome
Cellular component (GO): RES complex; U2-type spliceosomal complex
Molecular function (GO): RNA binding
Source: RefSeq, a predicted model, not a curated record
CAACAAGCGGCAACAUGGAUAAAACGGGAAACAUGAAAAUGAGUCAGAAAGAAUAUUUGCGGAAAUAUCUCAGUGAAAAAGAUGAUGGUGCAGCGAAAAGAAAAAAGAAGAAGAAAACAAAAGUUGGCUCUAAAACGAUAUCGUCUACGAACUGUUCGGAUGGCGGGACGAUUGUAUACCCAAUGCGAGCGAAAAUAUUUAACAUCGCAUUCAUUGGAAUAACUUUUUGAAAACAAUCAUAACUUGCAAACACUUUUGUCUAAUUUUUCAUGCCAGUAGUUAAUAAUCCAGAGUCAAAAUUAUUGACGAUGAUGUUGACAUCCGAAAUAUGAGGCCUAUCGAGCAAGGCGAAUUUAGCAUUCUCAAUAACACAGAAGAUGCGCCACAGAUCGUCGGAGUCAUAGAUGAGAGAGGACCCGUCGAUUUUGCGGAUAAGAGAAGAUGGAGAAUCAUAGCGGAUGAUGGGGAAGGGAACGUUGCUUGUGAUUCCAAUGAGAAUUAUGGAUCCAUGGACGGGGCGUCGAGGGUAGAAACCUGGAAAAACAGUAGCGAAAAUGGUAAAAGCAGUAAAUUUAGAGAUUCGAGUCCCUCCAGGAAUGCUUCUUUGGACAGCGAUUUAUCUCCACUUUGGGGGAACGAGAAGAAAAUGACUAACAUGAAGCAUUCGGGCAAGCGUGACGGAUCGACAAAAAGAAAAAAAAGAAGAGAAUCAAGCAGCGAUUCGAGCCAGUCAAAUUCGUCCGAUUUUAAUGAUCGAAGAAAAUCAAAAUCAAAGAAAAUGUCUUCCAAAGAUAAACACGAUGCGAGCCCAAUUCGUAGAUCGAAACGCGAAAGCUCCGAAUCGGAUCAGAGCCCACCGAGGAAGAGGGAAAAUGAGCGAACCAUUGAUAACAAGGAAUACAGCGGCAAAGAAAGACGUCGUGGAAAUUCUGACUCGGACCAAAGUCCUCCCAGGAAAAGGAAGAAUCGCGAUAAGGGUGAGCAUAGGGGAAGAAGAAAAAAUCGUGGAAAUUCAGAUUCUGACCAGAGUCCACCUAGAAGAAGAAAAAACCACGGUGAGGAAGAAUAUAGGGGGAAAACGAAAAAUCGUAAGAAUUCCGAUUCGGACCAGAGUCCACCCAGAAAAAGAAAAAAUCACGAUGAAGAGGAGUAUAGGAGGAAAGAGAAAAAUCUUAGAAAUUCCGAUUCAGAUCAGAGUCCACCCAGAAGAAGGAAAAAUCACGAUGAAGAAGAGUCUAAGAGAAAAGAGAAAAAUCGUAGAAAUUCUGAUUCAGAUCAGAGUCCGCCCAGAAGAAGGAAAAACCAUGAUGAAAAAGAGUACAGGAGAAAAGAGAAAAAUCGCAGAAAUUCUGAUUCUGAUCAGAGUCCGCCCAGAAGAAGGAAAAACCAUGACCAAGACGCUGACAAAGAGGAAUACAGCAGAAAAAAGGAAACUCGUAGGACUUUCGUUUCGGAUUCGAGCCCACCGAGACGAUCGAAAACAGAAAUUUCAUCGAAAAAUCAUAGUAAAAAAUCGAAGGACUCCGAUUCCGAUUUGAGCCCACCGAGAGCUCCGAAAAACACUCGUAUCGAGGAGUCGAGAAGCAACCGAGACGAAAGAACUGAUACUAGAAACGACGCUCGAAAUCGUCGACUCGACGAAAGACCUUCGAGGAAAUCAAGAUCGCGAUGGAAUGAUGAUGAUGAUGAUUCGAGGGCACCUAGGGGUAUGGAACCUCAAAGAAAAAACAGUGGAGUUGGUGGUGAAGCAAAAAUGAAGAAAACACUGGAUGGCAAAACGGCAGGACUUCAGGACGCCCGUGCCCUCAGGAUCGAAACCGAAGCACACAAAAAACGCGAGGCUGCCGUGUUCAAAGGGAUGAGCGCAGAAGUGAGCGGUGUCGGACAAGCAGCAGUUUUCCGUGAUCGGAAAACUGGUCGGAGACGAGAUUUCGCCGCUGAAGCAGCCGAAACCCGGGAAAAGGAGAAACGCCAGGCGGAAAUUGACGAGAAAUAUGCCAAGUGGGGCAGAGGGCUGAAGCAAGUCGACGAUCAAGCGGAAAAGCGCGAGCGAGAUAUGUACGAGAUGAGUAAACCUUUGGCGAGAUACGCCAACGAUGCUGACUUGGAUAAAGCUCUUCGAGAGGUCGAGCGAGAGGGUGAUCCGAUGGCGGAAGAGAUUAGGAAGAGACGAAUUAAGGAAGGAAAGAGUGAGCCAGCGCCAGCCGUUUACCAAGGUUCUUACGCACCAAAUCGUUUCGGCAUACGUCCGGGCUAUCGUUGGGACGGCGUUGAUCGAAGCAACGGUUACGAGAAGAAGUGGUUCGAAGCAAGGAACGCUCGUACAGCCCUUCGAGAGGAAGCCUACAAGUGGAGUACAGCGGACAUGUGAAUUUUUAUCUUUGUACAUACCAUUUGAUUUUCUCACCAUUUUUUUCGAUUUCCAAUCUUGUACAAAUUUGUUUCCAUCAAUUAGAGAGAAAAGGUAGAUCGAAAUAAAAUUAUAAGAAUUUAAUGAAA